Molecule: messenger RNA, 1488 nt
Organism: Pseudozyma flocculosa PF-1
Lineage: Eukaryota; Fungi; Basidiomycota; Ustilaginomycetes; Ustilaginales; Ustilaginaceae
Exons: 2
Coding region: 1-1488 (495 amino acids)
Cellular component (GO): RNA polymerase II transcription regulator complex
Molecular function (GO): transcription cis-regulatory region binding; DNA-binding transcription activator activity, RNA polymerase II-specific
Source: RefSeq, a predicted model, not a curated record
AUGAAGGUCUCUCAAGCAGAUGCCGCCAAGCCGCAGGUCGAUGUCAACGAUGCCGAGCGCCUCAAGCAGAUCGCCAAGCGCAAGGAGCAGAACCGCAAUGCUCAGCGGAGGCUUCGGGAGCGCAAGGAAGAAUACACGAUGCAGCUCGAAGCCCAGGUCGCCGAGCUGCACCGACGCUCGCAGACACAAGAGGAGCACAGCCACUACCUCCGCGAGAUCCUCGAGCGGAUCAGGAUGGAGAAUCAGGUCCUCAGCCAGCAGCUGGCGAUGGUCUCUGGCUCGCCGGAGACCGUACAUCGAUCCUCUGUCGAUUCAUCUGCGCCCACCGCCAACGUCGCCCAGCCCUUCGCCACGAACCGGCCGCGGCAUUCGAGCGAGAGCUACGCCGCCUCGUCUCAAGGCCUAAGCCUGUGGCCCCCCUCGAUCGAUCCGUCGCACACGACCGACAUGCCUCGGCCUUUCGGUGGCAACCUUGCGCCCCACGAGACGAUCACCCACUCGCAGAGUCCGCUCCUGGCACCGGCACCUGCGCAACCCAGGAGCGCUACCGGCCUUCCUGCCGCUGCCGGCGGCUUCACCUUCCCGACCAUCCUGCAUCCUGCCGCAGCGCCCAUCUCACGCGCAUCAGAGGCGACGAACGCUCGCCACCCGCACCCGCACCCGCAACAGCACCUGCGCCAACCACCGCAGCAUCCGCAUCCUCUGCCCGAACCACUGCACCGGGCGUCGGCAUCGCCACUCGCUUCGGCUUCGGACGGGAUGUUGAGCCCGAUGGCGCUGCGUGGCAGUCUCAACCGAUAUGGCAGCGGGCAGACGGAGAUCACCGUGCCGUCCGACAGCUCCGAAUCGGAUCCGCCCGCCGCCAAGAUGCGAUGUCGGGGGCUGAGCGUGAGUCGCAAGCAAAGCGGCCCGAUGGACGUCGACAUGGAUCCGGCUGCUGCUUCCUCCUCGGUCGCGGCCAGCACGACCAUGCCGGCCUCGCUCAACCAGCAUCGAUCUGGCGCUUCGAGCAGCAUGCAGCCCGAACACGGCACCCGUGCCCCCGAGGCGAACAGCAUGUUUUCCCGUGGCUUGCUUGAGCACCGCCAGGCAGCAGGCUCCUCGGCCGCCAGCGCGUCCGGCGCUGCCGCCAUCAACAACAGCGACCAGUGCAUGCAUUCGUGGCUGAACCCGGGCAACUCGGGCAUCGAGCACGAGCAGGAUCUGGUGCUGGCCAACAUGCCGUCCCAGGACGUGUCGGGCCACCUCAAGCCGAUCGGUGCCACGCCUGGAGCAUUGGGCCUGACCACUCACGGUGACGGCUGGACAAUCUCGCCCUGGGUCAACUUCACCUCGAGCCCGCUCGACCAAGUCGAUUCGAGGCAGUCUGUGCGACUGGACGGGGCGGGGCCCACAGAGUACGACUCCUUCGGACGUCCCACCUCGCUCGCAUCGCGACGCGGCUUCUCGGGAAAGCUCGAACUCGGCGCCCAUGUCCUGGAACAGUGA